AUGACCACCACAGACAGUGGCCAAGGCUGUCCUCGAUCCUUCUUACCGCUCCCUGAGGACCGUUGGAUCCAGAGAAUCGUCCAGUCCCUCACAGGCCCCGCCCCUGCCUCCAGAACCCAUUAUGACAGGCUAGCAGCUGUGGCCUGGGGAGCCACAGUGGGACACAUGAUGGAUGAUUCCUGGACUAACCCGCAUGGGGAAUUCAGAGAGAGAUUACACAGGUACCCACCACCUCCGCCACCACCCCCACCGCCUAUGCAGCCACACACGGUAACAGGCCAACCCCGGCUUCUCCGAUGCUCAGUGGUGAACCUGAGCCCCUACAAGGAGAGGGACACCAUCCUGGAACUAGAGCAGGCCAACCAAAGACUGAAAGAUAUGAACCAGGAUCUGAGGGGGCAGCUCGAAGACAUCAUGGAGCCAAGAGAGAUGAGGCAGGACUUUAUCCCCAUGUGCCCCAACCAUCAGCGCCAGUUACAGAUCCUGGCCUGGGAGAAGGACUGUCCCCAGAUGAUGGAUGACCCAAGGACAGUGCAGGUGCUAAAACAAAAAAUCUGCCCUCACGAAGACCCCUUCACAGAGAAGUCCCAGAAAGAGCUGCAGCAGAUGAGGCUGUCCUUUGAAAGAAAGAAGACAUCUAUCACAGAGGUAACACACCAAUCUCCUCAGGUGUGGGAUGGCAUGAGUGAAGUUCACAUGUCCUUGACUAACCAGGCUGAAGGACUUCUGAAUCUCAAAAAGGAUAUCCGAGAUGUGUUAGAUGAGGUGGAAGACAUCCGGAUGGAAAUCCUUCGGGACAAGGCCCAAUGCCAAACUCUGACCAGGAAAGGCUUGCUUAUGCAGGAGAAGAAGCCACCCCAGCCGCCUUCCACUAUAAGAAAAGAUGUCCAGAACUGGUCCAGGAAAGCCUGGACAUUCUUGACCAAGGGGUGUUUGUGCCUGUUCGUCUGCAGUGUCCUGUUUUACAUCUAUGUAGUGAACCCUACCCCCUAUGAGAGCCUUCUUCCCCCAAUUAUUGGCCAAAGCACAGUCUGGCGCAUCCGGACCUGGUGCAACCCCUUCCUCAGGGUGGAAGUGGACGACUUCCUGCCAUUUUAG
Molecule: messenger RNA, 1098 nt
Organism: Dromiciops gliroides (monito del monte)
Lineage: Eukaryota; Metazoa; Chordata; Mammalia; Microbiotheria; Microbiotheriidae
Gene: CCDC188
Product: coiled-coil domain containing 188
Exons: 12
Coding region: 1-1098 (365 amino acids)
Source: RefSeq, a predicted model, not a curated record